AUGGAAACCUUGAUGCAAAAGGUCCUGGAUGUAUACCGAGGAAAUGGAAGCCUCAGCGAUGCAGAACUUUCCACAGUCAGCCAUAUCGUGUGCCCACUACUGCUGUUCUUUAUUUGGAUUAUAUCUAUAGGUAUGAUGGUGUGCUCCUGCUUGUACUUCAACUGCGUAAAGUCGAAAACAACCACUUACGAUUCGAGUAGCUUCGAGCUGCAGGAGGUUCAUGUUUUGGAUCCAUCAUACCAUGUCAAAGACUGUGCCUGCUUGGGCUGCCUACAUCGGCAGCUGGCAAAUGAAAUGAAAAGUGAAAAAUAA
Messenger RNA from Drosophila bipectinata, 312 nucleotides. RefSeq lists its product as uncharacterized. Lineage: Eukaryota; Metazoa; Arthropoda; Insecta; Diptera; Drosophilidae. The record is from RefSeq and is a predicted model, not a curated record.